AUGACAGAUGGAUAUCAAACUCGUACGACAGACGCUGUUCCACUGGACAAGGCAGUGCUGCCCCUGAAAGCAAUGGGAGUAAAAGUGUACGCUCUUGCCAUAGGACCCUACACCAAGGAUUAUGAACUGAGGUUGAUCGUCGAGAAAAAAGAAAAUGUUUUUCGUUCCAACUCCUUCUCUGGUCUUGCCCAUGUAAUAAGACGAUUGGCAACAACGACGUGCAUAAAUGGUUAGUGUGAAGACACUGUCUUUCUUCUUUAACUGUUAUUCGCUCACGGCUCAGAGAAUCUUGCUGAAUAAUCCACAUGACAAACACACUUAGAUGGUUCUCAGGGACCAAAAGAAACCCAUUAAAAUUGUUUAGAUUUAUCUCUUUUUCAGCAAUAUGCUCUCGCAUUUAAAAAACACGCUAUUGACACCAGCCAAACUGAUAAUGCUAAGAUUUUUUUUCUCAUGUCUUAUGGAUCGACACCUGGUUCUUUAUUUUAAUGUUUCAUUUCUAGAUGAGGUAUGCUUUGGCUUUAUUGCAUGAGUGAAACUAGGGUGAAAAAAAGUUCCCUUCCUUUCCGUAAUUUUUUCAAUUUAAUCCUGAGUGAAAGAAAAACAGUGAACCGGUAUAUAAAUUUCAACGCGAUUUUUUCUUUAUCGAGAAAGAGAUCGACAUCGUCAGAUGGAGAGAUGCAAAACGAAAAAAAUUCUUGCUUCCUUGAAUGUCAAAGAAACCUAAGCUAAUGAAUGAAACCUCCAUGCGUCCUCUGUACUUAUUAAUAAAUUGUAUAAAAUGCCAUCAUGUUUGACGCCAAAAGCUUGCAUUAAAUCUAACUCGGUAUUUAUGUAUUUACAGCUCUCCCCAAGGCGUUUGCAAUAUAUCCUUUGAAUCAACAAAAAAAUGGACGGGAUAUCAGUGCAAACAGAGCUCCAACGGGUAUUCUAAACUCAGUUAGAAGUUCAUUGGGACCUUACGGGCGACCAGGAGGAUCGUUUUACUUAAGGGGCACAUCUGACAGCUACAUCGACUUUCCAAACUAUCCUCGAGGGAAACUUGACACACUCAGAUCAAUUUCUAUCUUCCUGUGGAUAUAUCACAAAAGUAAACCUGGUCCUAUCGUCAACUAUCGAAGGAAAGGAUAUGGUAUUGGGCUUUGGUUGUCUGGAAAGCCCGGAAUGCGCAGACUAAAGGGUCGUAUUUACAGUCGUCGCUAUUUUUAUAGGAGAAAAAUCUACUCUUUUAAACUUCAGCCCAGGAAAUGGCACUAUGUAGGGCUUACGUACGAUAAUAAAAGAGGCGUUGCCGUAUUGUGGGUCAAUGGACGGGUGGUACGUAACAUGCCAACUGUUUUCCAUCUAUACUUGCUUUGUCUCUUACUUUGGCAUAACCUUUAAAGACUGUACAAAUGUCAAAUCAAAAACUAAGUACAGAUCUGAAUAGUUGUAUAGGUUUGAAUAAAUUACCUGCACAUUUCAAAAUGUUUUUAGAUAAAUGCAUAUAUGACUGAAUGAAUAGCAAACAAACAAAAGUCUGAUCAUCUUGACACUCUAAUAAUUAACAUAAAAACAUUUCUUCCUAUUUUUUUUUUCCUGAGAGAGCGGGGGAGACACUAUUUUUGGAAGCAGAUGGUUCUACAAUCGCCCUUUUCUCUUUCCUUUAUAACACCACCACGAACAACUUGAAAGGCAACAUAAGCUUUCUUAAUACGUGACUUUUAUCGAACUAUUUAAUGAAUCAAGAUAAUUUAAAAGAUUAAAAACACUGCUCAUUCAAAAGAGUAGCCAUUGUAAAUAGUUUGUCUCUCAAUUCAAAGCACGAUGAAAUAAAUGAAUUCAGUUUUUAAGUGAUCUUAAAAUUAUUUUUCAGUAGAAAUCAUAUAAAAGGUGUGAUUAUAAGGUCCUCAGUAACAGUCAGUAGUCCUAAAAAUGGGAAUUAAUAAGUCAGGCCGUUUAAAAAUGUGACUGUAACAGUCAAGUAGUCGAAGCCAUGACGAUACUUUUAAAUAAAAGGAAAAUGACACUCAAAAUGGAUUACACUGCAUGUAUUCCAGGAUGCAAGAGCAAAAAUCAUGUGCUUCCAUCUCAAAACCGGAUUAUUGGACUGACAUUUCAGAUUAAGAGAACAAAUGUUGCAGUAUUACAUUAACCGUACCCCAGUUUUAAGAUAAUUUCCAUUUCAUAAAAAUCAUUAUUUGUUAAUUUCAAUUUUUUCCAGGUUUCUCGUACAAGAGUGGGUCAUAUAUACCUUGCCACCCAACAUCCAGUUCGUAUAGGCGCAGUAAAGGGCAUACCACAGUACUUUAGAGGUCGUGUGACGUGCCUCCAAAUAUAUGGCAUGGCUUUGAAUCCCAGUCAAAUCGCAACAAUAAAGAAAAAAUGCGCCGCGAGAGACCGUAAGUACUUUGUUGCAGCAACAGCAGCAGUAGUAGUAGUAGUAGUAGUAGUAGUUGUUGUAGUAAUAGUGGUAGUAGUUACUGUAGUAUUAGUGGUGGUGGUGGUUGUGGCGAUAGUAGAGGUAAUAUAACUUGCAUGUAGUAGUAGUGAUAUUAGUUGCAGCACAUGUAAUAGUUUGGUUGUAACGUAAGAAAGAAAGUUAUUAGCUAAGAAACAGAACCUGAACGUAAACCUUCAUUACAUACAUGUAAUUAUCCUCAAUAAAAGGGAGUCGCCAAAAUUUUCUAUUCUUACAAGUGAGAUUAAUUGUAACUGCAUUUUACAAAACAAAUAAUUUAACACUAUUCCCAUUUGGAAAAGGACUUAAUUGCAAAUUCCAAUUCUGCAGAGAAAGAUCCUUGCCUUUCCAGUCCCUGUAAAAAUGGCGGAAGCUGUAUCGUUGACGAAGACGAAAAAACUGGUUAUCGCUGCCGCUGCAGACCAGGAUAUCGCGGUCAUAGAUGUGAAGGUAACAUGUCACUUUGUUUAAAUAAUGACCGAUCGCGAGCGAAAAAUUGCUCGGACAAAAAAAAGGCCUAAGUACGCAAUAAGCUACCUGAUUUGAAUAGAGAGUCUUCACAUGACGCCACGGCGGCCAUAUUGGUGUUCCAAAACAAUGAAACGGCAGUCAUGCUGGUGUUCCAUGCUAAUCUCCUGUGGGAGUUGAACUCUUUUCUUAGGUAAACGCAUUUUUUCCCAAUAAAUUUGCAUAGAUGCUACCCACCUGAGUGAAAACGCUCUAUUAGAGGACAGAGAGAAUGGAUUUUUACAUGUUGGUUUUGUUCAUUGUUGUUUUUGGCUGCAGCUACACUCGUCCAUGAUAUUCAGUUGAUGGGCAAAAACAUUAUAUAAAUGUGUUAUUUCUUGAAAAAUUUUGGGUUUAUCAUUUCAAUGAAAUAACCACUCAGAAUCGUCGAAAUUUGUCUCCUUGUUUUUACAGUCAAGCCACCAAGACCAACUGCAAGACCGACUGGAAGACCCACAGGAACACCAACCACAAGAUCAACAACAGGUAAAGAACAGGCUUUAAAAUCAGUACCAUAAUUCCGUUUCCUAGAAUUCGGUUGAUCAGCUUCUCCAAAUCAAUCUGUGGAGAAUUCAAACAAAAUUUAGUAAAACUGUUUACAAACAAGUGGUUGGACGCAUGUCAAGAGUAGAUAACGUUAAUGUUAAUUAGACAUUAACAAUUAGUUCAUGCGUCAGCGUGCGUAUGUGGAGAUAUUGAGCACGCGCGAAGUUUGGAGAGCACGAAAGAGGCGUAAGAGUUGCGCGAAGCGCAGCCGAGUGCAACUCUAGCCUCUUGAGUGCUCUCCAAACUUCCCAAGUGCUCAAUAUCUCGACAUACGCACAGCUGCAGCAUGAACUAAUUGUUUUAUAACAUUAUCAAAGCGAUCAAUGCAGCAGUUAACUGAAAAUUUUAUUAUUGUAGGGCGCGCUCAAAGCAGUACGCGUCAAUGUUUACGUGAAUAAAUUUUUUUUCCCUUACAGUUAAUCUUAUGUUUUUAUCCUGAAACUGAGAGAAAGUGCACUCUAAAAUGAUUGUAAAAUCCAUAUUUAGGUGGCGGAAAACUAUUAAUUUACCGAAAAAUUGUUAUUGAGAGAAAAAAACUUUGCAAAGAAUGAUCUCACGCCAUAGCCCGCACAGCUCGCGGAGAUGACAACAACAACAACAACACUCACCUCUUUUCCUUACUAUCGGUUAACAAAUUCAAACGUUUCCUCUGAAAUUUCCUUAUAAAACACAUGGUAAACGGUUCAUUGUCAAUUGCUGAGUUAUGGAUACACUCAGGACACUCAGGAUUGCUAAGCUCACAACAACUCGAGGAAUUACGAAUAGUUUAUUGACGUCAUCAGCGUGCUCAGUAGGAAUAUGAAGCACGCUCGCGCUAUUGAAUUUGAUUAGGCGAAUUUUCUAGCUAUGUUAUAAUACAAUUUAUAUUUAAAUUCGUAUUACCAAAAAGAUAGAGUACAUGGUGAGUUCGCUAAUUGCCAAAUGCCGCGCGCAUAUGACUCUGUUUGAUAAACAAAUCAAUCAGAUUCUUAUAUUGUAGGUUUGUUGAUUUAGUUUUUAAUGCGCAUUAGUCAUUUCAAGGUUAAACAAAAUUCGCUCUAUCAAAGCAGCCGUUACUUUAGAAGCUCAAUUGAAACUGCACUAUCUGUACUUCCUUGUAAGGUUCACCUGGUAGAAUUGUCAGUCCAACUCCAAGUGCAAGGCAAACUAGUACCCCAUCCGGCACACCAGGAGUUACCACACCUGGAGUUACAACAAAUAUACGUAGGUAUCCUUUAAGCCUUUUAGUCCAAGAGAGUGACCAACGUCGAUAUACUCCUAGCAAUAUCAGCACAUUAUUUAAAACUGAAUCAUUGGAUGAUACAACUCUAGAGCUUUGAUUGGCUUAGCCAUCAUGUUAUAUGAGCCAUUAUUAUUCAUUCAAAAUAUUUCCCCGAUUCUGAUUGGCUAAAAGCAAACGCAUAAUUUAUCAUAACCAGCUACUGAUGCCCAAUUUUGAAGAAUUUUGCAAUUAUUGAACCGUUGAUGUCAAAAGUGCAGCUUCUUGCUGGUUAAUGCACCACACAAUAGCAACACAAUAUUAAAACGCGAUCAAAUAAAAAUAAUAACAUUGCCGCUUUAUUGUAUAAUGGUAGCUCAUUGAGUGCCGUUUGGCAUGACUUGAUUUUAGCUGGCUUCAGAAUAGAAAUUGUAGAGUACAUCAACCGAUUCCGAAGGCUUCAUGGAGCAGGUCCUCUCAUUCUCUCCACUCGGAUUUCCGUAGCAGCGCAGAACUGGGCACAAACGUUAGUCGCAAGAGGUACUACUUCAAUUGAUCCAAAUACAAGUUAUGGAACGAAUGUUUUCACCAGAGUUGGAACUCAAACAGGAUUGGCUCAAACGGUCGUAAUCACGUGGUAUACAUCUGUCAAGUAUUAUGAUUGGGCGAGGCGAAAGCCAAAAGUGCUUGCGUUGCCUUUCAUUCACAUGAUAUGGCUUUCAAGUAACUUUGUAGGCGUUGGGCUGGCUAGAUCACCAUCUUCAAAGUUCUAUGUUGUUGUCUACUUUGAUCCCAUGCCGGGAAAUAAGGACCCAUUACUGAAGGACAACGUUCUUCCCUAUACAGGUAAUACAUAGAUUUAGCCAGGGCUAAAAGCGAAGCUCUGGUUAAUAAUACAUAAAAACAAAAAAAUUAAAUCGUGUAACGCUAAAGUAGGACAAAAAUGAAAAUGGCUUUAAGACUAAUAGAUCUAAUUAGCAAAAAAACAAAUUGCACGUGCAGCACACUUUUUCUUCUAAUUAGCAAAAAACAAAUUUGCACGUGCAGCACACUUUUUCUUCUAAUUAGCAAAAUACAAAUUUGCACGUGCAGCACGCUUUUUUGACUUUCCCUUGCCGUUGUUUUGCACAACUACAACGCUGUUUUGUACGACUAAAACGUCAAAAUUCCUAGUUACACAUUAUUUUUUUGGAGGAAUUGUCGUAUAUGCUUACCCAAUAUUUUGUUUCCUGUGUUCAUGUUCGCUUUUAUUUUUCACUGUCGCUCAUUUUCGCCUUGCUGGCCGCUAGCAUUUCUCAUUUUCUCACCGCUGCUUUGAAUUUCCAUGUUUUUCUUCCUACGAAAUUCGUCUCCUUUGUUUUCAAUAACUCGCUCUGGCUCUUUGUCUGUUAUCCACGUUAAUGUAAACCUAAAAAAUAACGCCGAAAAAGACACGACUUUGUUGUUUUUUUUUCUUUCUAAAAGUCCGGGCUGCCAUGUGAUUUCCUUCCAAAUAUAACCUUGAGUUGCAUUUGGGUUGCCAUACCUGUUGAUUGAGUUAUUUUACAUUGGUAUGUCUGUGGUGCGGACGGACGGUCGGGCGGUCGGUGUACGGUCACGUGAUUACCAAAUUUUCUCGGAUGGGUAGAUUACCACAUUUUCUUAGCUAUGGGGCUUCGCGCAGCGCGUAGAGCUCCGCUAUUAUGCUUAUCUUUCAGCUUCAAAACUAUCUAUUAUAUAAACCUCACACAAGCUUCUAUGGUUCUACUACUUAGUAAGGAAGGAAUUUAUGCUUAUAAAAGAGUUAAAAUCUGACAUCAUGCUGUCAAAUUGCGGCAAACUUGCCUCCCACCAUAUAAACGCCUGUAAAUUUUCGCAACUUUGGGGAGCUAUAUGUUCUUUAGUUUUCUACAAAUCACUUUUAAACUUGGCAGUUUUACUUAUUUUAACGCGCUCUUUCCAUUGAAUUUAAAGGAUUUUCCCUAACUGGUCCAUGUCAAAAAAAACGUGGAAGGAUCUUUUGUACCGCACUGGCGUAUGGUCUUAACUUUGUAGGACUUUGCCUCAAUAUUCGGUAACUAGUACUCAGCUGCAUAGAAUAUUGAAGAAACGAUGUUCGCAUAACGCCAGGUUAAAACGUUUUUUUUUCGGGGUGAAUUCUUUUUGUCCUACUUCAUCAACUGUAUUUGUUUGUUUGUCUGUUUAUUUAUUUUAUUUCUGCACGAUAUUAAAACCUAUUAAUUAGUGGCGAUCUUUUUCAUUUUCAGACGUAUAUAUUUUGAUGCAAAAUGGUAAGUGACCUCUGUUACCACUACUAAAAUUAUUUUCAUCAGCAUUAUUCUCAGUAGGAGUACUAACAAUUUGUAAUUACUUAUAUUUCAAAUUAUCAGUGUACUGUAACCCGGGCUAUAAAAAGCACGAAGGCACGUGUUACAGGUUUCACACGGACAAGCAAACUUGGGAUGGGGCCCUGUUUCAGAGUGCCAAGGAUAACGCCACCUUGGUGUCCUUUCACGCGUCUCACGAGGAGGCGUUUGUACAGACGCUGGUGCCCCCCGGAAACACAGGAUUAAUUUGGACCGGUUUAAAUGACAGAAUAACUGAAGGGACGUAUACCUGGUCUGACGGUACAAGCGUGGAAUACACCACUUGGAAAGCGAAUGAACCAACCGGAAAAAAGGAGGACUGUGUAGGCGUGGAGGUGAUCAGCUAUGGGACUAUGUCGGACGUUCCAUGUACCGAGCCUCAUUACUAUGUAUCUAGGCAGCCCCUUGAAGGUAACGAUUUUGCAUCCCUCGAUAAAAUCACUAUCUCUACACUUUGACGGUAUAACCAGUUAUUGAAAGUGUGACCAGAGGAGGACAGACAAACAAAAUUGAAGAAACGAUAUGCAAUGUCAUCUGAAAAGAAAGAACACAUGUUCUAACCGCUAGUGAAAGUCCAGCCUUUUUAUUGCUUGAGCAGAAAUUAUUUUAGCCUCAAAAGAGACAAUAAGCCAGAUUUAGGAUUUCAUAGAAUCAGGUCAAUUUCAAAUUAAUCGGUCGUGAUGUUUUACAUCACUAACAGCACGCCCUGGCUAAGGAACAGUACUGUUCAGUUCAAUUAUAGAUCACAGUACAGUCGACUGGUUAAUUUGAAGGAAAACAGGUACUAGGAAUAAAGGAGAACCAGUGAACUUGUGACAUAUACUAAUCAUAAAAUAUUUCAACAUUUUAGGCUUGAUCACAUAUCGCACAAAACUUCAGUUUGUGUCGUUGCUGUGGACAGACGAGUUUGGCCAGUCAACCUCGCUCCUUUACAUGCAACUCAAAGAAAAGAUAGAAUCACAGGUAUAUACUAUCACAAAUCUGAAACAAGAGAAGACAAUAUCUCAUUAUCCUCUCUUAGAUACUCAUGGUUUAGUGGUAAGCAUUAAAUGCUGAUAUAGAUCCUUUUCGCAGGCGCUUUCACUGGGACUUUUAAUGGACAGGCAACUUAUCCACUGCACCUGAUCUACUGUACAACUGCAUACGCAUGCAAUUAAUACCGUGGCUGGCAACGUUCAUAACUUAGUUAUCCCGCAAUCAGAACACAAGAUUUUACUAUUUUCCACUUAUUGCAAGCCAUAUUAAGGUGGCUCGACUGGAUUUUUUGGGGUUGAUACCUCCCAAGUUUGAGCAUUAACUAUGUCGGCAUGAGUAAAGAUAUGGAAAAAAGGUUGCCACAACUGUAUUAUGUAAAGAUGAAAAUUUCUUAUGAUCUGGGUUUUAUUGCAAUCGGAGUCGCUAUGGCAACUUAAUAACGCUAUUACGUUUUUCAUUUAUCUUUGAGUUUCUCUGUACCGGGAGUUUUUUGAAGAAACCACUUAAGGGAGCAUGUACCUGCUAUAAUUGCCUCCAUUAUGGCAAAGUUUGAACAAAUUCUAUGAGAGCGUUUUCGAAAUAUUUUGAAAUGCAGUUUUAAGAAUCGUAAAAACAGUGAAAUAGCAUGUUAGCCACACAAUUCGCUAAUAUUUUAAGAAAAUGAUAAGCUUUGGGAACGAGGCUUCAUCUCAUAGUGGUUUGAUUCCAUUGAAAACUGCAUACAAAAAAAGAGGGGAAUUGCUCUGGGCGAUCGCGAGUAAGAAGAAUGUUAUUAACUUGCACUCAGCUGCUUUUGGUGCAGUUUUUGGACGUAAUUUGGUCCAUGCCUAAAAAUUUCGCAUUUUUCCAAAAACCGCUCGAUAAUUUUUUUUAUAAAUUCGACAAUCUCGAGAUCAAUCGUCAAGAAAUAUUCCCUGCAAGUUUCAAGAACAUUGAAAACAGGGAAGGCUUUUAAAUAGGGGCUCAAAUAUAGCCAAUUUUCUCCCCAGAUUUUGUGUUUACAAGUGAGCGUCCUCAUUAUUCACUGGCAUUGUUUUCAAGUUUCAUAUGCACGUGCACAACUAGCAAAAGAUAUAAAUUUGCAUCAAAAAGAACUCUCGAGUACUUUCCGAAGAAAUAUCAGGAAUAUGCUAAUAAUUGCCUUGUCGUCACUGAUAGCAGUGAGAGCUGAAACGGUGAACGUCAUGGCUCAUCGUGUAGGAUGGAAUACUUAUCUUACUCGGGUUAUAACAUCACAGAAACUCUCACAAAGAGUUGCUCUGAUGUUAUAAUGUAUCACUAAUCUCUUUACCCGGUAAUUAGCAUAUCCCGGAGUUUUAACCGAGGGUCCUUUUUGAUGCAAAUUCUAUCUUUUUGCUAAAUGUGCACGUGUAUAUGAAACUUGAAAACAACGCCAGUGAAUAAUGAGGAAGCUCACUGGUAAACACAAAAUCUGGGGGAAAAAUUGGUUAUAUUUGAGGCCCUAUUGAAAGCAUUCCCUGUUUUCAAUGUUCUUAAAACUUGAAGGGAAUAUUUCUUGACAAUUGAUUUCGAGAUUUUCGAAUUUAUAAAAAAAUUUAUCGAGCGGUUUUUGGAAAAAUGCGAAAUUUUUAGGCAUGGGUCAAAUUACGUCCAAAAACUGCACCAAAAGCAGCUGAAUGCAAGAUAAUAACAUUCUUCUUACUCGCGAUCGCCCAGAGCAAUUCCCCUCUUUUUUUGUAUGCAGUUUUCAAUGGAAUCAAACCACUAUGAGAUGAAUCCUCGUUCCCAAAGCUUAUCAUUUUCUUAAAAUAUUAGCGAAUUGUGUGGCUAACAUGCUAUUUCACUGUUUUUAUGAUUCUUAAAACUGCAUUUCAAAAUAUUUCGAAAACGCUCUCAUAGAAUUUGUUCAAACUUUGCCAUAAUGGAGGCAAUUAUAGCAGGUACAUGCUCCCUUAUGCGAUUUCUUCAAAAAAACUCUUGGAACAGAGAAAUACAAAGAUAAAUGAAAAACGUAAUGGCGUCAUUACGUUGCCAAGGCGACUCCGAUUGCAAUAAAACCCAGAUCAUAAGAAAUUUUCAUCUUUAUGUAAUACAAUUGUAGUAACCUUUUUUCCAUAUCUUUACUCAUACCGACGUAGUUAAUGGUCAAACUUGGGAGGUAUCAACCUAAAAAAAUCCAGUCGAGCAACCUUAAAACUAACGUUUUGAUCCUUUUUUUCUUUUUAGAUCCUGGUAAUUUUCAAAAAGGACCAAACAUUUGUGUCUGGAUAUGUUGAAGAGUUCAGGUAGUCGGCACUCCAUUUCAACUUUAUUUAUCUCGUAUACAAGGAAAAGCGGUGUAAUCAGUAUAACUGACUUUGUAAUUAUUCCAUUUGUUUUUUGCAGCAAACGCACAAGAACUCGAUCGCAACCUACCAUCUCACCGACCAAACCCGGAGUCCCAACCCCUGGUUAUAAAUCCACGUCGUCCGGACCUACAUCGCUUACUCAGGCUACUGCUGCUACCACACCGACCUCAAGGAGGAUCACCACUUCAUCCACUUCGUAUGUGGCUCUUUAUUUAAGCAUAUUACAGAGAUUUGGGUGUUAAUUGGUUUAUUAAUUGGACCUAAUAUAACUGAAGUUGGCUGUUUUUGCACUCUUAGUAGGAAUCCCACAGUGACAGUGUCACUCAUUUUGAAGUUUGGUCCUGGUGUUGAUCCGGACCCGACAAAACCGAUUCAGAACCUAUUAAGAAAGAAUCUUGGGCGACUUCCAGCUCCAGUUAACCAGAAGACUCUUAUCCAGUCUGUUAGAAUUGUACAUCCAGGUAUGAUUAAUUUUUGUUGCCUCGAGUGUAUUCCUCUGAGACACUAUUUUUCUUUAACUUGCCAUCAGAGCCGAAAAGUAAACGCGUAAGGGGGCAAAAUAACUUUACUUUUUAGAUAUAUUGAUAUUGAUAAUGAUGAUGAUGAUGGUCAUGAUGAUGAUGAUGAUGAUGAUGAUGGUAAACUUUCAAAUUUUUGAGAAAAUUACACACAACUCAUUUCUUAGAAUCCCCACACUCUCGUAACAAAUAAGGCAUUGCGAAUGAAAAAAGCCCAUCUUAUUGUAUUUAGUCAUCAAUGCUUAGGGGGCAGUAGGAGUUCCAUCAUAAGGGAACCCGCAUGAUCGUGCCCAUGUGACAUCUGAUUGAGGCUUUCAUAAUUGCUACUUUUGUAGCAAUUUAAAGGUUAUGAAUUGUAAAUAUCAUUUAAGAUGGGAAAUAGAAAUUUUGCUGAAACCGUAAUUGACCUUUGUUCAUAGCUUUUGAAUUUCAAACUAGUAUGCCGGAUCUGCAUUGUUAUAUUUUGUUCCAGUAAACAAGCUUCAGAUUUUGCAUUUAAUUCUGGUGACUACAAAGGGAAAAACUAUAUAAAUAAAAAGUUAAGGGCAUAAGUGUUUUUGUGUGUUUGCUACCAUUUAGUAGUUAAAUUAGGAGCUAUGAAUAAACCAAAGUUAUUUGAAACUAACAAUCACUGGAAAGACUCAGUAAAAAUUUCUUUAUUCUUUGCAGGCGUUUCACCGGCUGUUUUAGGAACCUGCACCUCUAGCUGUCUUACAACUUGUGUGAUCAGUUGCAAUCCGUUCUGCUGUAAUUCCAGAAUAGCAGCCAGUAAUAACGCCCAGUUUCCAGGCAUGCGGCACACGGUUAUAGCACAAGCAUCUCAGAAAGGAUACAUCAUGCCUAAUUCACGUGCUCAAGUAAACUCGAUUCCGGUCCAAAUAGUAGCACCACAGUCCAGGCCGAUGUCAUAUCCAGUGACCCUAUCUGUGCGAUGCAUUCCACACUUUCUUAGACCAUGUCCACCUGGAACACAAGUUUCACAGACGGUUCGGGGUUCCUAUAACAUUCCUCUUACUGGUAUUCCUGGAAGGAAAUUGCAGCCGCAGACACGCCCAUUUGUCGCCCUGCCUCAACUGACUUUACCUAGAACUCCUCUCCUGACACCAAGCUAUCAAAAUCAGCGAGCAUUUCUCCAAAACAUGUUUCCUUCAUCGAUGCAGUCUCCGUGUAUUCCCAGUGCAUUCAACCCAUGCUCACCACAGACUAAGCCUCCUUUAAAAUCCACAUCAGUCAUAGACUCUCCAAUUCAUGUCAUGCAUCUUCAAACCGCACCACGUCUCCCUAGUAUGAUACAGCCACCAAAACCACCUACCAUGAAACCUACAUCAGUGGUGGAUACGCCACUUCAUGUGAUCCACCUCCCUCCUGUACCACCUCCUUCUAGCUUCAUGCAGCCACCCUGUAUCCCAAGUGCUUACAACUCUUGCCCCCCAGUGACUCCACCCACCAUGAAACCUACAUCGGUGGUUGACACACCUCUUCAUGUGAUACACUUGCCACCUCCACCGCCAGCUUUCCCGCUAGUUUCCCCACCAUCUACGCCAUUUUUUCUUCAGAGACCUUCAUUUGUACCUGUAAUGUGUAUUCCCCGUCCUUAUUAUCCUUGCCCACCCAAAGUAAAGGCAAGGAAACUAUCCAAACCCUUACAUAGGAAGGGAAAGUCUCGAACAUUUAUGCCCAAACCGAUUUUGGCAGCGUACCCUUACCCUUAUGGCGUACAAUCCUAUCCUCGCCCUUCAUUUGUAAGUUAUAUACCCUUCGCCCCGCCAGCAAUGUCUCCCUCUUUUUUAUCAAUGCAGCAAAGGCAAUAUCAACCUCAGCCAUUUGGCUUAAAACCACCAUUUCCUUUUUACACUAACCCCAUAUGGCCUCAAAUGAUGCAAAGACCCGUCGGAAUAGUCCCGGUGCCUCAACUUCGCUAUGCAACCGCGAUUAAGAAAGCUGUAAAUGACAACCCAAAGCAGCCAAAUUCUAAUCCAAAGCCCAUUCCUGCUAAAGGACCUAUUUCAUUGCAGGGCUCUUUAUUUGUUUACCCCAAACAAGCGCCAGCCAUACCACCACUACUACCUCCAGUAGCACCUCAGAUGUCUUAUCAAUGUAUUCCAUCUCCUUAUAAUCGAUGCGUUCCCAUUCCCCCUUUUUCAGUGACACAAAGGCCUUUUCAAGUGGUUAAUCCCUGCAUCCCUUCUUUAGCGAAUCCUUGCCUUACCAAUGUCGUUAAGCCAACAACUAAACCCACUAAAACUGCACCGAAAGCAGCAGAGAAUAAACCUAUACUUUUAACGAGACCGUUGCAACUGCAAGGUAGUGUUUACAUCAAAUCUAGCCCUGCCCGUUCAGGUACAGCGUAUCCAGCCGCUACUCCAUGCAUUCCAACUGUAUCUAGACCAUGUUACCCUGUGCGAUCACCUGGUCAGCCCCUUAGGCCACAAGGUUUUGUAUCCCCUAAGACUUUGAAUGUAUUUUCUAGAGUAAAGCCUCUCCAACCCCUUCAAUUGCAACAACCAAUAAGGAAUGUUGCCUCACCCGUUUCCAAUUUAAAUGUACCACAACAAUCUUCAGCUGCUUCACAGUCAUUUGUUGUCGAACUUCCUGAAAUUUCUUUACAUUAUCCUGCACCAGCACCUCCGUCUCUUUUGCCUGCCUUCCCAUAUCAAGCUCAAGCACGCAACUGUCCAAUUUCUUGUGUGCUCAGACCAGGCCCCUUUUGUCCUCCAUACUGUUCAGCGUCUUGUUGCAAAAGGAAAAGUGCAAAUCAUCAUAAACCUAAAACGAAAAGCCAAAAGGAAAAACCCAAAGCAAAAAAGAGAAAACAAAAGAUUCUGAAAAUUAAGAAACCUAAAAACGGAUAGCUUGAUCUUUAAUUAAAACCAACGGUGGAAACCUGAUUAUUCGAACCACCUACGGAAAAAGAGAUUGAAUCAAAAGAUAUCUGGGGAUUAGCAAAACAAACAAUGUAGCAUUUAAGUGUUUGCUUCGGAAGGAAAUUCAGUUUUGAUUAGAAUAAACCGUAAGGUUGUUGAAAUCGAGAUUCCACUGUUCAAUUAGACAGCGUAAGUUUGUUGUUGUUCUUGUGUGGAAUGGGGGAGGCGAAGCAACAACAUGCAAGUAACAGCAGUGACGGUAGAUAAAUUGUAAGGACCAUUUUCAAGGGUCUUGCUAGUGUCAUUCUGCCUUGAACCUAGCACAGUAAAGAGCAACAUGGUCUCAGACGUUAAAUUUAGAGACUCAUUCAAUUUAAGAAUUAUUUUCUUUGGACACGCGGCAGAAGCACGACGAGAAUUAGCCUAUGUAACGUAAUUUAGAACAGAGAAGUCUUUUGCUUCGCUUUAAAUUUGCGUGUAGUAAUGUUUCUCUCUGUAGUGAUCAAUGAAAUAAACAUAGCAAUUUUCUACACAUACAUCCUGCGUCAUAUGUUGUCAAUUACUGUAUUCAAUUUUUAGACACUUAUUGUUUUAGUGAGAUUGUGCACCCCGGAAGUAGGAGAGGUGCGGGUUAAAAGACUUGGUCCAUUUUGAGGGGGACAUGGGGGUUUACGGUAUUGCGGUAUUGGGCUUUUUUUCAUGCGGUAUUUCGGUAAUUUUAAUUUUAACGUGCGGUAUUGCGGUAUCAUCUAGCUCUGCGGUAUGCGGUUUUUCAUCAUUUUGGCUGACGGUAUUCGGUUAAAUAAGAUUGUUCACGGUAUCAUGGUACCGUUUAUUUGCGCUUUCCAUUCGAUACAAUACGCAAAACAAAACACAGUAAGACACACAGGUCAAUAAAAGUUAAUAUUUAGAAGUCUUGAGAGAUAACGGUAAAUGAUUACACCAUUUGUGGGUCAUUUUGUGACAGUUAAUGGUCGAUAAUAUACAAUGUGGUUGUUGUUGCAUCCAAUGAUAAUGAGUCGUCUCAAGUUACCUUACCAGGCUUGUCGAUCUGUGUACCUGUACCGGUAAUUCGAGGUCUUAAACGUUUUCUCACAAUGUCUGAGGUCGCUGAGGUUGAAGACGGCGAGGUCAUCUUUGACUGUGUGGCAAUUUUUUAUGAACAGGAAGAAGGAGGCGAAGAUUAUCGCAAUAAGAAUAAGUUUAGAUGUUGGGUUUCGAGAAUUGAAAAACGCCUUGUAAAGUUAAAAGAGAAAAUUUGGUUUAACAGCGCGGCGUCAUCCUCGGAGACCCAGGGGCAGAUAAAGGGGGCGAGGGAAAGUCUAAACGGGCGGAAAAAUAUGGCACGAAGAAAAGUAAAGAACGGCGAGAAGAGCCCCUGGGGACAAUGUCUUACCAGACCAGUUCCAAACGGUCGCCGCCGGUCUGGCUUCUGAUUGGUGCCAGAAAACUUGUGUUUUUCUGGCACCAAUCAGAAGCCAGAAAGCCAGAACGAGAGACUGACCUGCUAGACUAGACUCACUUUAUAUCAAAACUCGCACUAGACGUGCGUAGAAAGGGUUUUGGUUGGUUUGUUUUUCGCGCUUUCAAGAGUUAUUUUUAUUGGAGUUAAUUAGCUGUUGGGUCGAAAUACCAAAAGACUGAACGAAUGUAGUUUACUUUUCAGUGAAAAUUUGCGGAAAAUUGCGAACUACCAAAAUAUUUAAAAAAAGAUGGACAUCUGGUGCAUAAAUGCCUGAGAUAAUUAAACGCGCUACAUGGAAGCAACCAUAAGUAUGCGGAACCGAUUAUAAAUGUGAUUAAAAUAUGCGGUAUCGGUAUUUAGACGAUUUUCGACGCGGUAUUUCGGUAUUUGCCAUUUUUUCCCCCCUCCAUUUUGUUCUUAAUUGGGUUGAACAAUGAUCAAAUUCUCAGUAAAGCCCCAAUUGGAACAAUGUUUUGUUCCAAGUUUAUGCAAGCACCGACAAGGUUUGAUUGGGUUCUGACAUUAAUCUAAUAAGUUCUGUCUAAUAACAUGAGAGUUCUCGUGGACUCCAAGCCUUCUUUUUCAAUAACAUGAUGAAGAGAAGAAAGCCAAAGUCUUGCUAAACUGAUUUAUUGGAUGGACGUGAACAGAAUAUCAUAUUAAGUGCAUGGACGGUCAUAGCAAGGUCUGAAGAUGUAGGUUUUUUUAUCUGAAGGGUCGUGGAAUGGUUAGCCGGGAUGGCCCGCUUUACGGGAUUGGCUCAGCUCAUGCCUAGUUUUCUCUUACAGUUUUUGUUGUGGGCUGGUUCGCUUGCCAAGAUCUCGGCUCGAGCAACCGGAAUUUCGGCAAACCGAGGCAUCCCAGCCGCCUUCUCAUAUAAACACAACAAAAAUGUUAUGAUCAUGAGCCGACUUAGCCUUGAAAAGCGGGCCAGCCUGACCCGACUGUGUUCGAAGUCAAUCAAAAAUUGUGCUUUGAUUAAGUUUCAUUGAUUUUUUGCUCUUAUCUGUUCGAUUUGUUACUCAGGGCUGACGGCUGAUCCGCAGGCCCUUUGUUGAUUGUCUCGCUUCACCAUCUCGGGAAGCUAAGUUUGAUUGAGACUCAGUCUCCCUUAACAACUUAUCUCUAGUUGCAGUUCCCAGGGGGGGUACUCGGGAUUUCAAGUGACGGGGAUGAUCCAAUAGAGCCAAAAGUCAGACCCAAAAAAAUCCCUAGGACUUCCAGCAAAACCCAAAAAAAUCCAGUGACGGUAAAGCCAAUUGACUGAAUUGAAGCGAUUGAAGUCUUGUACACGGACGGGCACCACGGAACAAUGCAGACUAUUGUAUAACACGUGCGAUGUAAAGUGACACCAUAGUUAACAUUAAACAACAGCAAAACACGUUUGUUUGUACUUUAUUCGCAGAACUACGCAGCCAGGGCACCACCGAUUCUUUUUAAUACCCCCAAAAAAUCCCUACUCAAAUUAAGCUACCCCAAAUAAUACUUGCCAAAUUUUCGUACCCAAAAAAAUCCGGGAAUCGACAAUUUCAAACCCAAAAAAAUCCUUCGAUCAUCCCCGUCACUUAAAAUCCCGAGUACCCCCCCUGGGUUGCAGUUAUUGCUCUUCCACGACUCACAGUUUAUUAAGCAACAAAAAUAGUAAGUAAAACGAUCGACUGACUGUAUCUCUUUCAGUUGCCAUUGCUUCAGUGACUCGGCCAUUGCUUUAAAUCAUCCGCAAGCUCUCACGCUUUACUUUAAACACCAGGUGCUCGUGAAAUUUUUUCAUCUUUUGGGCUCUCUCCUAGAAUAAUGAAAGUAUAUGGGCCCACAAUUUCAGAGAGAAUAGAACAAGGCGGUUAGAAAAAGCCAUUUGUCUUCCUCAGAAUCAGAAAUUGGGACCUCCCUGUCUUUGCUUUUUUGGCUCCAAAACUGCGUGCCUUCGAGCGAUAGAACGUAAGAGCUUCCAACAUGCCUUAAAACCUCAUUCCUGUCGUAGUUGGUAUUAGGAUGGUAAGCCAGGCCGCAAACUUAUGGAAAUCAAUAAGUGCUACUCAAAAUGUUUCUGAAAAUAAACCAAGUAAAUAGAUGUUUUUAUUCAGCUCAGUGAUUUUAUGUAAUAUACGUCAUCGUCGCCUAAGAUCCACUUUUUCUCUUAGCAUUAGAGGACUGCAUUAAGAAAACCUUAUGGUAUCAUCUUAAUCAAAUGAUAACCAAUUUUUCCCGCCGACAUAAUACUUCAGGAUAUACAGUUUGGCUGUGUUAAUAAAACACAUGAAAAUCGUUGCUUUGAUUCUUUUGUAUAAACUACCUCGUAAUUUAUAAUUCUUUUAUCAGACGUCUUUAUUGAAAAAAAAAUCCAUAGGUCCUCUCUUAAUGUUAAAUCAGAUUCCCUUUGCUCUAGAUACAUAGAAACAAAGGAGUCUCGGACAUAAUACCUCCCAAAUGACAAUUCUUAUGAGUAAAACUUGACUGAAAACCAGCCUUAAAUUUUAUAUUAAUUUAAUGACAUCGAGGUCACCGAUUUGAGAGAUUGUCUUUGAUACUUGUGUCUACAAAACAAACCUCGUGACGUUACUGAAGUGAAAUGUUACACAAACAAAUACUAGUAGCUUUAAAAGUGUGACUUUCUCGCAAAGAACUUGUAAAAAGAACACGAUUAUUAACCUUUUAACAUUGCAUUAAAGCAUGAACAUUAGACAACGGUUUACUUAUGCGUUCUCUCCGCAGUGUCAUCCUUGAUUCUCCUUUCACAAUUACCUGUUCAGAUGAGCUUUGUUUUUGCUUGUGUUAAAAGAGAUCUACAAAACAAUCGGCAAUGCUAUGUUUCUGUUGGUUGUUCAAGGUGAAAACAUAUGGGUUACUUAUGACUGAAAAUAUUCAAACGUUAAGAGUUGAAUCACUCAAACCAGACAAGGGGAUUGUUCUGUUGGGGCAUGCACUGAUAGAUGGUUCUUGAAUAACAAAAAGACUUUUUUUGUAAGAUUGGCUCCGAAAAACAAGCUUUAUCGUACAGGUACGUAAAAGAGGAUUCCUUUUUAUAAUAUAUCUUCCGUGUUUACAGUAGAAACACUACCAAAAUGUCUUGCAGCGGUACGCUAAAUUUCAGUUCCCAAUUUUUUUUUAGUCUGGGUAGAGUAGGGUCUUAGUUGCAAUAGCUGAGCGUUAAUUUCUUUUGUAAAUGUGAGACUGUUUUGCUUUCGCCAUAGACCUCUUUUCGUUUCUCAAUGCUUUUUAACGUUUUCUACGUCACAUCUAUCUUGUUGUUUAAGUAACUAAUGGCGAUGCUGCUGGUGUAUUUGUUUGACGAUAUGGUCGAUGGUAAGGAGUGUAGUAUUGAUGCCAUACUUUUAACAGCUAAGAUCGCUGCCUAUAUAUUUGGGAGAAUACAGGAGUUUUUUCAGGGAUUCAACAAUCUACCCUAAGAUAGAAUACCAACUAAUAUUAUGUAUAAACAUUCCGUAAUGAUAUGGUAAUACAUCUAAAUGAGAUAACAAAUUUUAUCUGCUAAUACAGCAACGUGUAUAUUUCCUAUCGACUUAAAAUCGUAUAGGUAAAACUUCGUUUUUAUCAACUCUUGCAACAGAUCUAUGCAUUCGUUGCAUUAUGUUCAAAUACACUGCUGUGAUAAAGAUUGUAUACGACAUGACCUAGAAAAAUACUUGAUGUUAGCACCACCUGCCGUGUUUAUGAAUCUCAUGCUUAUAUCUGAAAUGAUCCGUGCAAUAUGUAAUACGAAAUGACCUGUCUUCUUAGAUUAUAGGGACUGCGCUCCUUGAUCAAGAAGAACUUGUCAAGAAACGAGGUGAAAUGGAAUUUUAAAGUAUUUUUAUAAAAAUUCAUAUUUCGGUCAACCUAUUGAUAGCUGUAAUAAGUCAAAGGUAUUCUCUUCAACGAAAGGGACAGCCUAAAUGCUUUAAGCCCGUUGUGGACUAUCAGCGAUAGGAUGUCUUUCCUUUUGUUGUUUUUCUUUUUUAUGUUAUGGAUUAUCUAAAACAAUGUGUUUUAUGCGUGUAUUUCUCUAAAAUGAAAGAAGACGGAGCUAUGACUAACUCAGUGGACUAGCGUAGAUAUAAUGUCCAUUUCGUAUAACACCACAGUGUGCUCACUUUUGUUAACUUUUACGUCUCAGUACACCUCACAUCCUUGCUUAAGUCUAGAAUCGUUCGUAAUCUAUUAUUUGUUGAUCAAAGGUAAAUCGAGUUAAGUCUUAAUACUUUUGCUUUGAUGAACGUCUUUUAUUCUCGUACUCUAAUGUAAAGAGGAAGUAUUCAUUCAUAAAAACACUUUCGCAAAGUCGUUUCGAAGAAGUUCGAAAACAAAAAUCAAAUUGUAGAGGUUUUUUUUCUUUACCAUUAAGUCAAAUCUGUAAAUAGCUCAAUUCUAUCGAUGAUGUCUUCCAUUCUGUUUAUUACUAUACCAAUCAAGUUCUUAAUCAGUUGUUUAAUAUAAAGGGCAUUUUUUUCUUUUACCUUUUCUUGGAAAAGAAACAUGGUCUUAGAUACUGAUUCACUUGUUUUCAUUACCACAGGUUUGGACGUCUAGCCACGUGAUAUGAGGGGACUGUUAGGGAUUUCUCUUUUAGCAUUUUGUCUCCUUGUACGAGCUAGAGGUGAGAGGUGGCAUAGUUAUUACAUGAGUAUCGUAAAAGGGGCAUGUGCGUAAUAGAAUUCGUACUUCUCUACUUUAUAUUUAACUUAACCUUGUUUUCGUCGCCCACAGCUUAUCUUAUAACUUUGUAAAUAAAGGAGCAAUCUGAUUAUACAUUCUUCUGAUUACUGUUGAAACUGAGUUGUCCUUUUCUCAACUGGCGGACAAAUUAAUUACGUUUUUUCUUAUAUAUUACCUUAUUGCUGGUGGGCUAUCAUGGUGGAAAAAUUAAAAGACUAAACUCUGUUAAGUAGUGGCAUUUAAAAAUUAAAGCUAGCCUCAGCCCUAACGGAGGCUUACCAACAAAGAUUUAAAAUUUCACUUUUCACUUAUUUUCUCUAGCCGUAUUUCCAUUUUCUGUCAUUCCUCUUAUCAACUGCUUUUCUAAUGAUUCUUUAAACGUAUUAAUAGAUAACGACCACAUCACUCCUACGACGUCGUCCUCUCUUUCAGACGGUAAGUACGCGAAUUAUUCACAGUAACUAAACCUGAAAUACAAGAAGACACAUGGGUUUCUCUCUACUAAAGACAUGGUGUUAUUUUCGCCGUCAAUGGCCUCUUGGGAGAUGGGCGGCGCAAGACCUCAAAGAAUAUUAUCAAGCCUGUAUUAGGCACGUGAAGUAUCUCAAUAACUGAAUGUUGCCGUAACAUCAACUGACAGCGUGCGUUUAAUUACAGCUUUUACUGAUAGCAGUGACGAAGCAGCUCCGGCAUCAUAUUCUGAUUCCAAGUCUCAAAACAACAAUGAUUGGCUCACUGAUGAUGAUGACGAUAAUGACGACGAGGACAUGGACGAGAGCCCUCUGAAUGUGCAGCCAGCGGCGAAAGCAAAGUCAUCAAAAUCAAAAUCCAGUGCGCCUCCACUGUCCACUGGUCAGUUCGUUACGAUAGUUCCUAUGCAUGGUUAAAAGAAGUUAAAUGAAUAAUUUACAAUAACGAGUGAUUUCGUGUCCUCUGAUUGGUGGAAAGCUAUGGUCGAUAAGAGUACAAUUCAUGAAAAAUAGUUGUCAAUUUAACAAUGAGGAGAACAAUAGACAGAAAUGGUUGCAAAACGCCCACUUGCAUUUUUAAACUAGGCUUGCUGAAGCUCCCUUUUCUCCUAAUAUACGUUAAAAAACAGUUUUUAUUUCAGUGAGCACGUUUGCAAAAAGAAGUUACUGAAAAGGGACUUUUUCAUCGAGGACUUACGCCCUCACUGUUUGUGGUAAGGGGCUUUGCCUCUGGCCGCCUGUUUUUGUGCAUUACACGCGUAUUAAUCAAGUAACUUUGAAAGGAAAAAAUAAACAGGCUGCUUGCACUUCAUUUUGAAACAAGAAAUUUUAAUCACAUUGUUUCUUUACAGACCAAGUGGCAAACAAGUGUUUUCAAGCACUUAAUCGCGCACGUCUUUUGUUCGGUGCAAACCCUCUCAUCCGCUCACCAACACUUGAUAUUGGAGCCAAAGUCGCGAACGACAAAAUGCAGAAAAGAGGAGUAGUAAAGAAGGAUGCCAGUAUCAAACACGGACAACUGCAGUGUAUAAAAAUGACGAGCUCAAACUCCGUGCCUACAGAAUGCAUAUCCUUCUGGCUAUUGCAAAUGCAAAAUUACGAUUGGUCCAAACCAGCAAUGAAGGACACAAGCAGAUUUUUUGUCACUGCCGUUUACAAAGCAGCCACUCAUGGCGGGAUAGCAGUCAAGAAAGGCCCAUCAGGAAGAUACUUUGUGACAGUGUUACUGGACCCUGCACCUGAUGCUUCAAAGUUGAAGAAGAAUGUAAAAGGAUACUCAGGUAAGCAAUGAACAAAUGAACUUAAAAUCUUUAACAAAGGCUCUGUUUAAGUGGGAAAAGUUGCCCAGGGAAAGAGUGUGACCCUACCAACCGAGUCAACUUUAGCAAAAGUUUAUAGGAGAGAAACGUUUACCCUGGCGCCAGCUUUUCGUCUAGUUGUAGGCCUGGCUGCUUUUCAUUUCCACAUAUCCUGAAAAUUGCACUCAUGACCAGUACGCACUGACCUCACCAACACUUUGAGCUCUUAAGCUUUUUAGCUCACCCCAACCGCAUAAUUUAUUACAAGUGGUAGAGUGAUCAAACCAAAAACUUGUAUGCCGGCGCCUACAGGUCUAUGGGCUGGCUACGCCCCUGCUUUUCCCGAGCCAAGAGCUCGUUGAGUAACCUCGAUACAACGAGUCUGUGAUUUUUAACGUCAAGUGUUUAUACACAGAUUUAAAGCCAGUACUAGCGUAAUAGCACUGGACAGCUACACAUUUUCUAUCCAAGCAAGUGAUUAAAUUUACUUUUUGUUUUUUCAGAUCUGUUUACAUCCGUGGCUGGAGGUAAAUUCUUACUGUUAAUAUCUGUUUGUUACAUUAUUAUUAUGAUAACUAUUAGCAUUGCAUUAUCAUUAUCAUUAUUAUAAUUAUUCAGGUGACACUUCCUCCUCCGACAAAUCUACCACUUAGAUAUGGUUAAAGAGGCACAUCUAAAUAACCUCAUCACUGAUCUGUCUGUUUGAGAUGCACUUAUUUUGUCAAUAAUUCAGUACCAGCGCACUGACAUUUAAUCGAUUAGUGGCGUGUCAGAAACUGAAAAUUCUCACCUAUAUAUAUAUAUAAUUCGAUCUAUUGCUGGUUUUCAGUGUCAUGCCAUUCAAAAUUGAUGAAAAUAAAAAUCAAAACCGUUCAAUAGUUUAAGACCAGAAUCUGGGACAGACAUGAAAGGAGGUAAAUAUACAAAGACCCUCGCCAAGAUUCGGGUCAGAGGAAUAUUUCGUACGCGAGAUAUCCGAAGAAAUGUUUCACCCAAAUUUAUAGACGCCAUGCUGGUACCCACCUAGAUGGGCACCAACUUACCGAGUUUUGUUACAAAAGCGUAAUUUUAUCCCUCGAGGAACUCAUAAACAUUAAAGUCAUAUUUUUUCUAAUACGUUAGCCGUUUAAAUAGCAAAAUUCCCCGAAAUAAAGUCACUUUUUUAACCUGCAUUACAGCUCUUUCGGCCGUCGUGUAAAAGCCGCGUCAACCAAGAACCUUUUUGAAGCGAAAAUUUGUAUAUACAUUAGUUUUCGGUUGCUCUAAUACAUCACGAAAGUAAAAUCUCAGUAGGAUCGACAGUUUUGUAGUUUGAAUUUUAGUGACGUCAUGUGAAAACCAACAAUAAAAACGUUUAAUGCGUAAUGACAAGGUGUAGGAUAAAACCCUUGCUUAACUCAACGGCUCCAAAAACAACAACCUACAGUUAAUCUAAUGGAUCGUUUGAUAAACUGAUAUUUGAUUGAUUGAUUACUGAUUGACUAAUUUAUUUAUUCAUUUUUAAUUGGUUAAUCAGUUCAUUGAUAAUUGAAUUAGCUACCUCGAUACCUAUCUGCAGCUAAAUGCUCUACUGGCUUUACUGACUAUGGUGGCACUUGCUACAAGUUCCACACCGACAAACAAACCUGGUCAAACGCACACGCAGCAUGCCUCAAGGAAUUCGCAGUUCUUCCGGCAAUUGCAAGCAGGGGAGAAAAUGAUUUUUUCAAGCAGGGCCUUUUAAAGGGCAAGAAAGGUUUCAGUUGGCUCGGCUUUAAUGAUCGCCUUGCGGAAAGUAUGUACAUGGCCGUUGAUGGAUCGCAAAUAAGGUUUAUGGACUGGGAAAACGGACAGCCUACUGGCAAGAAUGAGAACUGCGUUGGCUUCAACAAGGAUGCUAAAUACGGAACAAUGGCUGACUAUCCCUGUACUAAACCCAGCAACUAUGUGUGCAAAAAGCCACUAGAGGGUAAGAAAAUUCCACAAACAACUUGACGUGCAUAUAUAUUAUCAGAAACAAGAGGAUAAAGAAAAUGAUAUCUGAUAGCAGUGAAUAAAUAUUAAUUAUAAUUAUUUUUUUCAUCAAAGACUUUCGCUUCCCCUCCCUUCCAAACCGAGGCUAAGAGAUACUCGCAAAUUGGCUUAAUUCUCACUUUUCCAGCUAGCGGGUGGUCAUGUUGUUCUAUCGGCAGUCCCCUGAUCAACCGUUUUCUCGUAACUUUUUUUUUGCCAAUAAUUCCAGGUGACAUAACCUUCAUCGUCGAGUUUGUAGUGGAAUCAAUGGUAUGGCUAAACGAUUUUAGUAACAGUGGUUCUCUCGCUUAUCAACAACUGUCAGCAAAGUUUCAAAAGGCGGUAGGUAAAAAGUUUUUAAUUGAAGUUUUCCUGUAGAUGACUAAAGCCGCUGUUCCCAGGGGUAGAGGCGAACAAAUAUGGGUAGCUUUUUGAGAGAGGGGUGACUUCUUUACGAAAGCGUAAGGAUGUUAUGAUCUUAGGUAUUAAUAUUUCUUCUUUAUUUAUUAUUUAGAUACAAGAAGUAUACAAGAAAGCAGGAGUAACAACCUUUAAGAGUGCUGCUAUUCAAUCUGUCAGGUUGGUUAGGAACUAACCCUUUUGCAUAACGAAUCCUUCUACAAAUACAAUAAAAACGUAACGCCUAAAACUGCUAAAGUUUUGUAUGGGGUUGGUUUCACAUUAGCAUUCCAUCUGACAGUAAGAACCUGACACAUGUAUAUAUAAAUGGAAAAUUGACUUCAUAGCAAAAUUAGUUUUACUGCGAAAGGAUCAACAAUAUAAAUAAAAUACUGCUUUUUAACCCUGUUGGUUAAUACAUAUUUUUGCGCUAACGCGAGAGAAUAUUUAUUCAUCUUAAGUAUAAAAUAGGCUUAUCACCAUACUCACUGAUGAACUGUACUCAUGUUUUCAGUAACGGUCUACCACCACAGCCUGCUGUUCAACCUUACCAAGCUUACAGCUACCUUGGAAAGCGUCAAGUUACGGCUAUUAAGGUCACACCAGCACCAACAACUCCUCCGAAACCAAAACCGAGUGGUGGAGCGUCUCCUAAGCCUACUCCAGCCAAGCCAACGACUAAAGUUCCUACCACAAAGUAUGAACUGAUGCUAGUCAAACUAAUUUUGUAGUUCCAAGUGGCACAUUAAUUUUUAAUGGGUGUAGCUAAUGAGUCCCUGAACCAAAUCCCGAAUUAGGCAAUACCAGCUUUCUUUGAAACCUAGAGGGUCCUGAAAAUUUGUAGCUGUUGUAACUUUCCCCAUAAACAAUGAUUACGUCACCUUUCACUUCCUAGUCUCAAAUCAAGCUCAAUAAAUUGGGCAAAGGAUUUCAGCUAAUCCACAGGAACUUAAGAACCAAGAUAACAAAAUUUAACCGCAGUCAGUAAUGAAAAUAUUUUGAUGACAGGAGUUUCUUCUGUUUUGCUUAAAGAUUUAAGGGCAUUCGCUUAACAGAACCUAAAUGCUUUUCUUAGACCCAAGGCAAAAGUUACAGUUAAAUUUGCUAUGACCUUUGGACCAAGUGGCUUACCCCUGGAUCCAACUGCAGCCUUCCAAGAGUACCUAAAAGCUAACGGCAACAAGCUGCCAGCACCAAUGAAUGAAGCGAUUAAACUGAAGUCAAUCAGUGUUGCACCUCCAGGUAUGGUGAUGCAAGGAUCGAAUGUUCGGGGCACUUGUUCUGAUUUGCUGCGUAGAAAAUACUGACUAUUGAUAGCAUUUUGCAGAAUAACAAGCACUCAAAUUAAAUCGGCCAAUUUCCUUUUUGCAGCAAGACACAGUGUGACGGUGACCAAAAUGUUCCAAUACUUCCUCCAAUAAAUUAAAGAAUAAUGUUAACUAACUAGAUACGAAAUCCAGGAAGUAAGAAAACUGAAAGACAGAGUGAAGUUGACUUUUCAUUGGUUACGCUAGCUAUUCAAAAUUAACUUAAAAACAAUACACCGCAUUGUAAGAACAAGGACGGAUAAUCUCUCAAUUUAUUUCUACACACUUCAUUAAUUUUUUUACUUAUUUCUCGAAUUUUCUGCCGUCAAUCAUUUACAGUCACAAAGUUUGCUUUAAAAUUACGAUUGAUAAAAGUUAAAAUGCACAAAGUUUACAGUGUACUUACACAAUAUAUUACGAAAACGUGUGCGUUUUUUAGGUACUGUGAGCAGCGUGACCUGUCCUCCUAUCUGCUCCACCUCCUGUAUCUCGAGUUGUGCACCCAGCUGCUGCUACUCGGCAGCUCCUGCCCCAGCACCCCUCUAUGGCACUCCGCCCUGUGUACCUUCUCCACUGAAUCCAUGUCCACCACCUCAAGCUGCAGCACCAACUCCACAACCUCGACAGUCAAAGGUUAACGCCAAACGACCGGCUUCAAAGUGUAAUCCAGCUACCGGAGCCUGUGCAACUACAUCGCUUUAUCCUUUUCCAGCACCCGCAUAUCCUCAAUUUCCAGCGCCCUCACCUUGUAUUCCAACUCUAGCUAACAACUGGUGUAGGUCAAACGUGCUUGCCAAGCCCCCUGCAGUCAACAGGUUUAUCCGAAGGCCUGUCACUUACAGGUAUCCUCUUCGCCCAUACAGAAGUAACCUGCCUAAAAUGGUAUCAGCAAAACCAGUUUCCCGAGCUGUCCUUCCAAUGCCUCAAGCUGGUGGAUAUGGAGGAUUUAAUCCGUGUGCUCAGCCACCGUGCCCACCAAUGAUGAUGCCACCACCUCCACCACCGCAGCCUAUGAUGAUGCCUCAGUACCCGAUGCAACAGGCAAGUAACAAUUAUAAUUUUCGUUGUAAGGUAACCCCUCAAUAUUACCGUCAGUUAUCGGAAAUAGAUAGGACUCAAAAACAGUGUUUUCUCUUAAUUUCCGUUAUGAGCUAAUUGAACCACUUAAUAUUACUGCCCGAUGUCGAAGACAGGACUCAAAACACAGUCUUUUCUCGUAAUUGGUCGUCAUAUCUAAUUAUAUUUGUGGUUUUAUGAUUUUUGUUUUACCCCUUCAACAGAUGGCGCCACCCUGUGUUUCAACUCCUUUCAACCCAUGCUCACCACCUGCACCACCUCCACCACCUAAAAAACCUCAACCAAAGAAACCUGCAGGCAAAGUGGCGGUACCAAAAAUGGUUAACCUUCAAGGCUGCACCUAUCCACCUUGCAGCAUGAUGAUGCUUCCACCACCUCCUCCUCUUCCAAUGCCACCACCUCCCAUGCCCAUUGCACCACCUUGUGGUGGGAUGUUCACACCUCCCUGCCCACCUCUCUCUCCCCCAAAAGCAGGGAGCACCAAGUCUAAAAGCAUAGCUCCCAAACCAGGAUGCACUCCAACACCUUCAAAUCCGUGCGCACCACCAAUGCCUAUGCCUAUGCCCAUGCCCAUGCCAAUGCCCAUGCCAAUGCCCAUGCCCAUGCCACAGCCAAUGCCGAUGCCACCACCGAUGCCAAUGCCAAUGCCAAUGCCGAUGCCGUGUGGUACUACACCAGCAAACCCAUGUGCUAAACCGGUCAAGCCAAAACCACCAAAGCCGAUGACAAUCAAACUACCUGCCAUACAGAUCCAGGUUCCUCAGCAGCAACCACUUCCAAUGGUUCCUCCCAUGGCACCACCUAUGCCUUGCCCACCACCCUGUGGACGCCUUCCAGCAUGUCCAAGUAUGUGUCCUCCGACAUGCUGCCAGAAAAGAUUAGGACGACGAUCAGUUAAGUCAGCCAAAGGAGAAUAAAGAGAUUUGGUCUUGUUCCGACCGAUAAGAUUUAACAAAAAUAUCGCACUAACAGCCACAAAAGUCACAAACUUUUAGUGUUCCAUUUUCUCAUUUUUGAGCUAACGUGGUUCAAACGUUAAUUAAUGGACCGUGUGUUCUAACGCGAAUUAAAUUAACAAAAUGAGCCGCUGAGAGAAAGCUUAAAAUCUAACAAACAUACAAGAGACAUAGUUCCUUUACCAACCACCGUAUAUAUUAUACUAAAGUGUAAUUAGUGUUAUAAUCCAAAAUUAAUAUCACUUCUUUAGGUUUUACUUCUUUUUCACCUUCUGGCGGUGGUUUGGUAAUGGUCUCACGUUACUUUUAUUUCUUAAUAAGAAAGCAAUAACUUAUCGACGGAGUUAGGGCGACUGGUGUAUAUGUAUAUUUUAUUUUUGGUUCAGUUAAUAUGUUGUAAAUUUAAUACUUAGUUCUUAAGAGAUUUCAGUAAGACUUUACUUACAAGGGCUCCAUAACAGGACAAAGUGGUCGUUUUGAGUGACUGCAAGAACGUAAAAUAGAGAAUAAAGCUAUAGGC
This is a messenger RNA of Porites lobata, 27839 nucleotides long. The record is from the annotation of a GenBank genome assembly. Lineage: Eukaryota; Metazoa; Cnidaria; Anthozoa; Scleractinia; Poritidae.